Messenger RNA from Exophiala oligosperma, 2977 nucleotides. RefSeq lists its product as uncharacterized. Bases 283 to 2085 code for a protein of 600 amino acids. The record is from RefSeq and is a predicted model, not a curated record. Lineage: Eukaryota; Fungi; Ascomycota; Eurotiomycetes; Chaetothyriales; Herpotrichiellaceae. The transcript has a single exon.
GGUUCGUCUUUUUUUCCACACUUGUCAAUCCCCAGAUUCUGUUUCAACGCCUCGUUUUGUCCUCCACCCGUCAAGACGCCAUCGUUGUCACCACCCAUUCUACUGAUGCUGCUGGUCUUCGUGUAAUGGCCAAGGUUGAACUACUGUAAAGCCCAGAGGACUGUGGACAUCUCAGCAGAGGCCGGUUGAUCUUACGUCUCACUCUCCGGCUACUUUUUGGGUCAUGUCGACGUCAAAGAUUAAUGAUGAGACCAUUCGUGGACGACAUCUCGAUCCUUGAUCAUGGCACCGCAGUUCCUCUUUGUCAACAAAGAUGCGGGCAGCGCGUCCCUUACGCGCAGUAAUGCCGUAGAACAAACGGCCAUCAAUUCCUAUGUCCAACGGGGUCGCCGACAUAAACGAUCCGCCCAUAACAAAGGCCGCGCCGGCACUCAGGGCCGGCGCUCUACCAAACCAGACAAGAAAGGUGAUACUGAUGAUGAGCUUGAUCUUGUUUCAGGCAGCACAACGGCGACCUCUGCUGCCUCCUCUCUUCCAGAUGAUGAGUCUUCUCAAAGCGGGGUUAAGAUCCCGAAAUCGCUGUCCUCCCGUUCUGGCCCCAAAUCCAAAGCUGCUCGCAUCACAGCUUCCAGCAAGGCACGGCCGAAGGUGCAAUUCACCCAGCGCUCUGAUCGUGGUCAAUCACCAUCGAAUGUCAAGUCCCGUAAGAACAUGGACAAGACCAUCCUGCUACUAAACCCUUCCAGCGCUCUGAACUCUCCUCGGGACAUCAGCCAAGUCACGUCGACUUCUAUUGAUCCUUUUGGCCACUCGGUUGUCAAGAUGGAUCCACAUGUUGCAGAGCUCUGUCGUUAUUUCUGUGACAAGUUCCAUCCCAGUGUCUGGCAUGCGGAGAGCUGGACUCUCAAGGGGCAAUAUACUCACCAGAGCACUUCCAGUGCCAUCAUACAACGAGCCAUGCAGAAUGAAGUGGAAAUGAAUGCGAUAUUGGCCUGUAUGGCGGCCAGGAUCGAAAAUGUUGAUCUCAUUCCAGGCCAACAAACCGAUAGAUUCAUGGGCAACGCCCUAGUUGCGGUAAGGAAGCGGUUCAGCUCGCUCAGCUCGGCUUCGAAACAUCAGCUACUAUUGAUCAUCUUCCACCUCUAUGCGGGCGAAGCGUACCGACAAAACUGGCAAGCGGCCCGGAUACACAUGCGCGCUGCAAAAGAUUUGUUCAAUUCCUGGGGCGGACUGGCUCAUGUUCCUGAUCAGUCCAUCAGGGAGUCCUUCAUUAUCGGGGAUGGCAACGUUUCUGCCUGUCUUAUGGAACCCUGUGAACUGCCCUGUGAAUACGACCCAGGUCCCUACUUUACGGUCACGCCUCCGGAGAUGCUCCUGGAGGCACCACAAGAUCUAAGCACAAUAGCGCCUGCCUUUCGGGGUAUAUUGGCUGAUGGCUACCUUCCCUCCGACCUCGCCGAGGUCCUUCUCGAGGUUGUCGAAUGUGCCUGGGUGCUGCGGUAUGCUCGCACGGGUACAUCACCACAGGCAGCCAAGCAUGCCGCAAGAUGGCUGCUGUGGCGCAAUUCCGCCGUCCGCUACCGAAUCCUGGCCACACAAUACACGGAUAUGGCCCACGAAGCUAUUCGCACUGCCCUGUUCAUCUGGGUUGUAACUGCCAUGGUAGUGCCGCUUGGAGUGAUGAGAAUAGCAGAUCUCAAUGCUCCAAGACUAAUGCGCGCUUUACAGGCGGCCAAAUGGCCCACGCAUAAAUGGAGGGGCUUAUUUGAAGUUAAAAUGUGGGUGCUCGCUAUCGGUGCCCAGGCUGCGCGCCUCGAUGGUCACGAGGAAAAAUGGUAUCUGGACCAGCUCUUUGAAGUCGGCAUGGUGGAGAACAUUCGAAGAUAUCGCGAGCGCAAUCCGGACGUCGAGACGGCAGAUGUCUUGAGGCAAUUUCAUCAGAGAUUCUUCUACUACGAGCCCAUUCAACGGCCAAGAUUGGAAAGACUAGCGCACCUCAUUGGCGGCAGUGUUGACUUUGGUUCAAGGUCUGCUUCGAGCAGCAGUCCGACCGAUAGGACUAGCAAAUCUCGAUCUCCACCCUGACUUGACUUCUUCAACCUGACGAGUACAGUACGAAGAUCGUUGCUUGCGUGCGUGUGGGGAUACUCCUCCCUUGGGGUUGGAGGCUCUUUCUUUCGGCUCUAUCCUGCAAGGAUCUAGGUGAGGGAUAUUGAUCUCGGGGGAAAUGUGAGGGUACGAAGUACUUCGUACUAUAUGUCCCAUACGGCUAAUGAUGUUCAACUAAUUUCGCUGCGGCUUCAUGUGGAGGGACCCGCAUCUCGCUUUGCGCUCGAUACUUGUACUUGUAGUUGCGGUGUUGCACAUGCACUCGAGAGAACCAUCGGAGCAUUCUCCAGGAACCGGGGCAUGAGUGGAUACAGGGCAUCGCUGGAUCUUCCGAGUAGGGGACUCACGACCUCCCUAUCCCGAACGCCAUUCCGUUUGAAACGUCUGUACGGUAGACUCAACGGAGGGGCAACGGACCACCCAUUUGUCCCCAGGGCGAGAUUCUCUCGAUCUAUGGUUUUGUCGGCUUACCAGGAGGGCAAAGAUGUUCAGCGUAUUUGAGAUUGUACGGUACUCAGUCCUCAUCUGCUGCACAUUUAUUGGUAUGGACGGCAAUAAUGAACGUCCACAGGAUCGAAAGCAGAUACUAAAGAGGGAAAAGAUCCCUGGUCUGAUAACCCCAGAAUAAGGGGCGAUCCCUUUGCUGAUGCUCUUCAUUCGCGUGGAGAUUUGGUCGACGAAAAGAACGAGGUGACGGAGGUUCUUGGACUAUCUGCCCUAAGUCAGAUUGCAAAUUGUCGACUUUUGGCAUGAAGCGUGAAGACUCGUCUGCAUUCGGACGUGUGCAGAUGUAGUACUUGGUGGACUGUAGAUCAAACGAGAUGAAGUAGCAUGAUUAAGAAAAUGAGGUCGGAACCCCUGUUCUUCC